GCGGCGCAUGCGCGGUGCCGGUGCUGGGCCGGGCGCGGGGGCCGCGAUGAAGCAAGUAUUCAGUCUGUAUGAAAAAGCUUGGUCUGGUUCCCUUGUGCAGUUUGCUUGGCAGAAAACUUUAGGAAAUUUCCUUGCUGUAACAGGAGGUGAUCGUGCUGUGAAAAUUUUUGAUCGUCAUGGUCAGAAGAGAAAUGAAAUCAGCCUACCAGGUAACUGUGUUGCUAUGGACUGGGAUAAGGAUGGAGAUACUUUAGCAAUAGUCACAGACAAAUCUAGCGCUAUAUUUCUGUGGGAUGCGAUCACAAACAAAACAAGCCAAGUAGACAGUGGCAUGAGGGAUGCAAUGUCUUUCUUGUUAUGGUCUCGAGUUGGAACUUUACUUGCUGUCGGAACAACAAAAGGAAACUUACUUAUAUAUAACCAUCAGACCUCUCGCAAGAUUUCAGUUCUUGGUAAACACACUAAGAAGAUUACUUGUGGCUGUUGGAGUACUGAAAACCUCCUGGCUCUAGGUGGUGAAGACAAAAUGAUUACUAUAAGCAAUCAGGAAGGGGAUACUAUAAGACAGACCUCAGUGAGCUCAGAUCCCAGUGAUAUGCAGUUCUCAGUUAUGAAGACUGAUGAAAGAAUGUCAACCAGGGAAAGCACAGUAAGUGUAGUGGUUGGCAAGAAGACUCUCUUUCUUUUUAAUUUGAAUGAUCCUGAUAACCCGAUUGAUCUGAAAUUUCAGCAGCCUUAUGGCAGUAUUGUAGCCUACAAAUGGUAUGGUGAUGGCUACAUUAUGAUUGGUUUCUCACGAGGGUGCUUUGUAGUCAUUUCUACACACAUUCGUGAGAUAGGUCAAGAAAUCUUUCAAGCUCACAAUCAUAAGGAUAAUCUAAGCAGCAUUGCUAUAUCCCAGUCAUUAAACAAAGCUGCAUCAUGUGGAGACAAUUGCAUUAAAAUCCAUGAUCUGUCAGAUCUGAGAGAAAUGUAUGCCAUAAUCAACUUGGAUGAUGAAAACAAAGGUGUAGAUCAGCUGGCUUGGACAGAUGAUGGACAGUUGUUGGCAGUAUCUACACGGAGAGGAUCCCUUCAUGUUUUCUUGACAAAGCUUCCAAUCCUUGGAGAUGCUUGCAGUACACGGAUUGCAUACCUUACUUCUCUUCUAGAAGUUACCGUAGCCAAUCAUGUGGAGAGAGAGCUACCAGUCACAGUCUCUGUUGAAGUAGAGCCCAGUUUUGUUGCUAUUGGUGUUUAUCAUCUGGCUGUAGGAAUGAACAAUCGGGCUUGGUUUUAUGCACUUGGAGAGAAUAAUGUAAAAAAGCUUAAAGAUGUGGAGUACCUGGGGACUGUAGCAAGUAUGCACCUUAAUUCUGAUUAUGCUGCUGCUCUCUUUGAGGGUAAAGUCCAGUUGCAUAUGAUAGAAAGUGAAGAUUUGGGUGCUCAGGAAGAACGAGAAACACGACUUUUCCCAGCAGAUGAUGAUAAAUACCGAAUUUUGUGCCAUGCUUUAACUAGUGACUUCCUCCUAUAUGGUACAGAUGUAAAUGAUAGAGUAUAUGAGAUUCCAGAUUUCUCACCAACUAUUAAAGGAAUCCUGUGGGAAAACUGGCCAAUGGAUACAGGUGUUUUUGUUGCUUUUGAUGACGAUAAAGUGUACACUUACGUUUUUCAUAAGGAUGCCAUUCAAGGAUCAAAGAUUAUUUUGGCAGGUGGCACGGAAGUCCCCUAUUCCCAUAAACCUUUGUUGUUAUAUAAUGGAGAAAUAACUUGUCAGACUCAGAGUGGGAAAACAAACAAUAUCUAUCUAAGUACUCACUGUUUCCUUGGCAAUUUGAAAGACUCUGGACCUAGUAAGCUGAGACAAAUGCUUACUCAGGCUCUAAUGCUGAAAAGGUUUUCUGAAGCAUGGGAGCUGUGCAGACUUCUGAAUGACCAAUCUUGUUGGAAUGAGCUGGCCGAAGCUUGCUUACAUCAUAUGGAGGUGGAUUUUGCAAUACGUGUUUAUCGGACAUCUGGUAAUGCUGGGAUGGUGAUGUCACUAGAGCAAAUAAAGGGAAUAGAAGACCACAACCUUUUAGCAGGACAUCUUGCAAUGUUUACUGGUGAUUUUAAUCUGGCUCAGGAUUUAUAUCUGGCAUCCUCCUGUCCUAUUGCUGCUCUUGAGAUGCGAAAAGACUUGCAGCACUGGGACAGUGCACUUCAGCUGGCUAAGCGUUUGGCCCCAGACCAAAUCCCUUUCAUAUCAAAGGAAUAUGCAAUGCAGCUUGAAUUCAUGGGUGAUUACGUUAAUGCUCUGGCACAUUAUGAGAAGGGGAUCACUGGAAACAAUAAGUACCAGGAACAUGAUGAAGCUUGCCGUGCUGGAGUGGCUCAAAUGUCCAUUCGAAUGGGAGACAUCCGUCGAGGGGUAAACCAGGCCACUAAACAUCCCAGCAGGUCACUAAAAAGAGACUGUGGAGCUAUCCUGGAGAAUAUGAAGCAAUUUUCAGAAGCUGCUCAGCUGUAUGAAAAGGGACAAUAUUAUGACAAGGCAGCAUCAGUAUACAUCCGGUGUAAAAACUGGGCAAAGGUUGGUGAACUUCUUCCUCAGGUUUCAUCUCCAAAGAUUCACCUACAAUAUGCAAAGGCCAAAGAAGCAGAUGGCAGGUACAAGGAAGCUGUGAUAGCUUAUGAACAUGCAAAACAGUGGGAUAAUGUAAUUCGACUAUAUUUGGAUCACCUUAAUAAUCCUGAAAAGGCUGUUAAUAUUGUGAGGGAAACACAGUCUCUUGAAGGAGCAAAGAUGGUGGCCAGAUUCUUUCUGCAGCUUGGUGACUAUGGUUCUGCCAUCCAGUUCCUGGUCAUGUCCAAGUGUAAUAAUGAAGCUUUCACAUUAGCUCAACAACACAACAAAAUGGAGAUUUAUGCCGAUAUCAUCAGUUCUGAAAGUACUAGCAAUGAAGAUUAUCAGAGCAUUGCACUAUAUUUUGAAGCAGAAAAGAAACAUUUUCAGGCAGGAAAAUUUUUCUUGCUGUGUGGUCAAUAUGGACGGGCAUUAAGGCACUUUAUGAAAAGUCCAAACACAGAAGAUAACUUGGCUAUAGAAAUGGCAAUUGAAACAGUAGGACGGGCAAAAGAUGAAGCCCUAACAAAUCAGCUGAUUGACUAUCUUAUGGGAGAGAGUGAUGGCAUGCCCCAGGAUGCCAAGUACCUGUUCCGCUUAUACAUGGCACUGAAGCAGUACCGAGAAGCUGCCAGAACUGCUAUAAUAAUUGCCAGGGAGGAGCAGUGUUCAGGAAACUACCGAAAUGCACGUGAUGUUCUUUUCAGUAUGUAUUCAGAGUUAAAGACCCAGAAGAUUAAAAUUUCUUCUGAAAUGGCUACAAACCUUAUGAUUCUACACAGCUAUAUUUUAGUAAAGAUUCACGUGAAACGUGGUGAUCACAUGAAGGGAGCACGUAUGCUUAUUCGUGUCGCCAACAACAUCAGCAAGUUCCCAUCACACAUUGUGCCAAUUUUGACUUCAGCUGUAAUUGAGUGUCACAGAGCAGGAUUGAAGAACUCAGCCUUCAGUUUUGCUGCUAUGUUGAUGAGACCUGAGUAUAGGAAUAAAAUAGAUCCUAAAUACAAAAAAAAAAUUGAAACAAUGGUCAGACACCGAGACACAACUGAGACAGAAGAGCCAACAACAGCCUGUCCCUACUGUGCAUUCCAGCUCCCGGAGUGUGAACUUUUGUGUCCUAGCUGUAAAAACAACCUCCCGUACUGCAUUGCAACCGGUCGACACAUGGUACGUGAUGACUGGACAGUUUGCCCACACUGUGACUUUCCUGCCCUCUAUUCAGAAUUCAAAAACAUGUUACAGACUGAAAACGUGUGUCCCAUGUGUUCUGAAAGGAUUAACAUUGUUGAUCUUAAGAAAAUAAAUGAUUGCACAGCAUACCUCAAACCAGAAGAAGGGGACCAAUAAAUUCAGGUAUGUGCUAGUCUAUAGUUUUUACUGAACAGGGCUCAUUCUAGAGGACACUGCGAGUUUCUCUCAGCAAGGAAUUGUGUUCAAGAAUCUUAACUUACAGCCCCAGAUAACUGAGGCCCAGCUCUGUCUCCCAUAUUUGCCCUCAGGCAUGUAAACACCAGUAGGCUUUGCUACUGCAACUGACCUGGUUGUUAAUUUGGGCUUUAACUCCAUUUACUUCUAUGAGCACUUUAACAUCUGCAAGAUGUUCUGGUUUGGAGCACCAGCUCUGCUUUAGUAGCACAGAGAACAGUUUGAAGAUCUCAACAUUAUCCAGCCUCCUACAGAUCCUCCAACAAGGGUUUAAGUGCAGGGGGAGAGAGAGGGAGGUGUGAACUGGAAGGAGCAGAUAUAAAAUGCAGGUUACAUGGUCUGAUCUUGUAUAUUUAACAGAAUAUAUCCCAGGAUAACAGCAACAAGUAUUGGCUUGAAAUACUCAUAUUUCAAAGAAUGAGAGCACUGCUCUGUCUGUACCACACACUUAGAUCCAAGACUUUGGUUUUCUUAAAGAAAUGGUUAACUGAAAAUGAGUUAACAAAGUUCCUUGUUAAUUUUGACAUUUAAAGGCAGAUUUACUACUGCAACCACUUUACAUAAAAACUCAGCCAUAGGUCAGAGUAAUCCACUUGUGCUAAGUUAUAUAUACCACAAUAAACUUCUUUUUGGGAGGUUUUAGGUGGUUUGGGUUUUUUCCUUGAUCUGAGAAAAGUUUGUAGUCUGCCAUCAUGGUGUCUGUAUCUCAAGAUAUGACUAACAACCUCUCUUUAUUUUUAGAACUGCUUGUGUUGGCUGGCAAACAGCAAGGAAAGCUCUAUCACAAGUUUUCCCCACAAUGGUGUAAUAACAACCAUGCCACUUCUAUUUUGUGAUAUCUGUAAAUAUUUAGCUUUUUAUAAAUUUUGUACUUUGUUUUAUUGUAGUAAUAAAACUGAUUGAUAAUUC
Neopelma chrysocephalum (saffron-crested tyrant-manakin) is the source of this 4921-nucleotide messenger RNA. It is a transcript of the gene WDR19, whose product is annotated as WD repeat domain 19. The record is from RefSeq and is a predicted model, not a curated record. Bases 8 to 3934 code for a protein of 1308 amino acids. NCBI's taxonomy places the organism in Eukaryota, Metazoa, Chordata, Aves, Passeriformes, Pipridae. Gene Ontology annotation, cellular component: intraciliary transport particle A; cilium. Gene Ontology annotation, molecular function: protein binding. The transcript has 35 exons. Gene Ontology annotation, biological process: cilium assembly; intraciliary retrograde transport.